This is a messenger RNA of Galeopterus variegatus (Sunda flying lemur), 3665 nucleotides long. It is a transcript of the gene PLAGL1, whose product is annotated as pleiomorphic adenoma gene-like 1. The record is from RefSeq and is a predicted model, not a curated record. The coding region runs from base 1129 to 2523 and encodes 464 amino acids. The transcript is spliced from 3 exons. NCBI's taxonomy places the organism in Eukaryota, Metazoa, Chordata, Mammalia, Dermoptera, Cynocephalidae. Gene Ontology annotation, molecular function: DNA-binding transcription activator activity, RNA polymerase II-specific.
CCAGCCCCCUAGAUUUACCUUUGUAGGGGUUAAGAACAUCCUGAAAAGCCUUCCCCCUCAGAGGAUCAAUUGGUUAGAAUAGUCUUAGUUGGAAGAAGCCAAGCUUUAUAAUUAAAUGGUGAACAGAGACACUGGUUUCCAAAUGCUCAUCAGGGUUCAGUGGUACAAAGCUGGCUGCAGAUGUGGCUCCUUGGUAAAAAUGCCCAUUCUCGAAGGCUCAGUGGUGCUAUUUCAGUCUGUGCUAGUUUGCCUGUGGCCUAGGAAUCUGUAUUUUGAGACUUCAACUUUUCCACUCUGCAAAUUUGGUAAAUCUAUAUGUUUAUGUGAAGCUUUAUUGAAAAUGAGCACCAACUUGUCAUUGCUGACCUACUCAUAGUUUGUCUCAGAUUCUGUUAUUGCAUAGAUUUGCAUACCUGUUUUAUAGUAUUUUAAUACUGUUGGUUUAAAAAAAAAAAUACCAUUUCCUCUGAAUGCUGUUUUGAAUGUUUUAUGUAAGCAAUUUCGUAUGUUCUUUUUUUCCACUUGCAGAAAGCAGGGAAAAACUUGAAAGUUUUUCUAAUCCAGUUGCAAAUAGGACAAAGGAUAUAAGAACUUAAAGAUCAUCUAUUAAAAUGUAUGAAAAGGCAGAAAAUCUGCUUUCCACACCAUCAGAUGUGGGUGUGUGCUGUUGAAGUGAGCUCAAGUUAUAGCAUAAUGGGGGGAAUGUGUUUUUAGCUUCAUUCACUGAAGAUGUGCAAGUCUCUUCUUACAGGUUUGAAUCUUCAGACAGACUUCUGGGAAGAUUCCAUACCUACCCUGCAGCUGAUGUUUCCUGUCACCCAGUAGACAGUCUGGUGAUCCAGGACAUGCCUCAGCUCUAGUGAUGCAGGUGACCUUCCUGCUCCUGAAUCUCAUCUGUGCCUCAGACUUUCUCCCCCAGCUUGAGACUGCGUAUGAACUGGGAUUUGGGGAAGCAGGGAGCAGAGCUAGUGGUGACUGAGGGGCCCACAGGGCUGCAUCUCCCUUGCUCUGGAGUUCAGCUGCAGAGACUCUGCUAAUGUGCCCGGCACCAUCCCUCCUCCUUUUGUGCUUAAAUGGCACAGCAUUUGGGCAGCAUAUCUGAAAAGGAAAGUGUGAGAAGCAAAGCCCAUGGCCACGUUCCCCUGCCAAUUAUGUGGCAAGAAGUUCCUUACCCUGGAGAAGUUCACUAUUCACAGUUAUUCCCACUCCAGGGAGCGGCCGUUCAAGUGCUUGCAGCCUGAGUGUGGCAAAGCCUUUGUUUCCAGAUAUAAAUUGAUGAGGCACAUGGCUACCCAUUCUCCCCAGAAAUCUCACCAGUGUGCUCACUGCGAGAAGACGUUCAACCGGAAAGACCACCUGAAAAACCACCUCCAGACCCACGACCCCAACAAAAUGGCCUUUGGGUGUGAGGAGUGUGGGAAGAAGUACAACACCAUGCUGGGCUAUAAGAGGCACCUGGCCCUCCAUGCGGCCAGCAGUGGAGACCUCACCUGUGGGGUCUGCUCCCUGGAGCUAGAGAGCACCGAGGUGCUGCUAGACCACCUCAAGACCCAUGCAGAAGAAAAGCCCCACAGUGGACCCAGGGAGAAGAAGCACCAGUGCGACCACUGCGAAAGAUGCUUCUACACCCGGAAAGAUGUGCGACGCCACCUGGUGGUUCACACAGGAUGCAAGGACUUCCUGUGCCAGUUCUGUGCCCAGAGAUUUGGGCGCAAAGACCACCUCACACGGCAUACCAAGAAGACACACUCCCAGGAGCUGAUGAGAGAGAGUUUGCAGGCUGGAGACCUUCUGAGCACCUUCCACACCAUCUCGCCUUCAUUUCAACUGAAGGCUGCUGCCUUGUCUCCUUUCCCUAUAGGGGCCCCUGCCCAGAAUGGGUUUGCAAGUAGCUUGCCAGCUGAGGUACACAGCCUGACCCUCAGUCCCCCAGAAGCAGCCAUCCAGCCUAUACAGCCACUGCCAGAGUCCCUUGUCUCCCUGCACCCCUCAGUGUCCCCCGACUCUCCUCCUCCCACCCUUCAGAAUCACAAGUACAACACCGGUUCUACCUCAUACCCCCCACUUGCAAGCCUGCCCCUCAAAGCAGAUACUAAAGGUUUUUGCAAUAUCAGCCUGUUUGAGGAAUUGCCUCUGCAAGAGCCUCAGUCACCUCACAAGCUCAACCCAGGUUUUGAUCUGGCUAAGGCAAGUGCUGGUAAAGUCAGCCUGCCCAAGGAGCUGCCUGCAGAUGCUGUGAACCUAACAAUACCUGCCUCUCUGGAACUAACCCCCCUGUUGGGCUUCUGGCAGCUGCCGCCUCCUGCUACCCAAAAUGCCUUUGGGAAUAGCACCCUCACCCUGGCGCCUGGGGAGUCUCUGCCCCACCUGUUGGGCUGUCUGGGGCAGCAGCAGCAAGAACCUCCAAUAGCUGUGGGCACCGUAAGCCUGGGCCAGCUACCCCUUCCCCCCAUCCCCCAUGUUUUCUCAGCUGGCACGGGCUCUGCUGCUAUCCUGCCUCAUUUCCAUCAUGCAUUCAGAUAACUGGUUUUUAAAAGCCUAUUUUUCUUAUUCUGGAAGAUGUUUUAAGAAGCAUUUUAAACAUCAGUUACAAUACAAGGAACGAUUUGGAGAACAGGACUGGGAAUAUGGCUUAUUCAGUGAUGACUGGCUUGAGAUAAGAGAACUCUUGAACUGCAUGUAUUGUGCCAAUCUGUCCUGAGUGUUCAUGCUUUGUACCAAAUUUAAUGGACGCGUGUUCUUUAAUCGAACUGCAAAUACCAUCAUAACCAACAUCCAGAACAACGGCUGCUAUAUAUAAGUGUUUGUCAUAUUGAAUUUAAUCAUAAGCCAUGCUCAUAAUGAUGUUAACUAAGUAACUUUAUGUGGCACUGCCUAGUAAGGGAACUAUGGAAAGGUCUGGAUAUCUCCAAAUUGGGAGAAUUUUUUAAAGAAGAAAAUAACCUUCAUAUGGUAUGUUAUAACUAGGCUGUGUAUUUCUUUUCAGGGAUUUUUCUACCUUCAGGGUUGGAUGUAGUUUAGUUACUCUUAUCAUAGCCAACCUGUAGUUUUACAGAAACAAUUUCUUGUGGAGCAAUAGAUUUCUCCAUUUUAAAACAGCAUUUUAAGUGUAGUUUGAAUAUUUUCCACAAGAUGCUACAAUGUGAGUUAUCACUUCAUUUAUCUUAAAGACUAAACUGGUUGUCAGUUACAUCUGACAGAAAAAAAUAUAUAUAUAUAUCACUGUGUAACCAGAUUAAGCGGUAAAAUAAUCCAGGCGUCAGUCAAAGGCAUUUUGCUGACUUUAAUAUUGAUUAUAUUUUUAACAGGAAUUUAAGAGAAUAUUACUGGAAUUAUAUAUAUAUAUAUAUAAACCAAGAAUUUGCUUUGUCUAGCUUAAAUUACUACUCAAGCUGCUUAAGUUCCUAAGUAUCGUUUUUAAUCACCAAUAAAUAAAUGCAUUUGUAAUUCAUCAGUUUAAGUAAUUAUUAGCUUUUAUUCAAAGAGGAUUACAUUUUACAAUAUAACUGUAAUCUGUCUCUUGAAUUUGGUAUCUUAUUAAUGAAUUUUAAAAAUGUAAAACCUAACCUUUUUAAAAGCUUCUUUGUCUUUUGUUUUUAGAGGCUUUCUUUUUCAUAAACAUAUAUAUCUUACAUAUAAUAAACUUUACAAAUCUUGCAAUACAA